UACAAUGAAGAAGAAGCUAGGAAGUAUACAUCAAAUCAGGAAUGAUCUAUUACACUACAUCUUUCACCUACGUUGCUUUGAUGGUACUCAACCAGUCAUUAAACAACUGUAACCUUUCCAUCUCUUACUGGAUUUCAUUCUCAGAUCCAUCACCUUACUAUGUCUCUGGCUGCACAUUUCCAUCAGUGCUUGUAUGUGGACUACUCCGCAUACCUUUACACCUUUGUUCCUCAGUGAAUGUACUCGAAUGAUUGAAAUACAAUCUCAGAUGACUGAGCGAGCCCUGGAGCUUUUGGCUUUGCAAGAAGAUGUACCUUGUUUUAUUUUGGAUAUUGGUUGUGGUUCUGGGCUUAGCGGUCAAACAUUAGAAGAGUCUGGUCACUUUUGGAUUGGUGUGGACAUAAGUUCUGCCAUGCUGAGUGUGGCGUUAGAAAGAGAAGUAGAAGGUGACAUGAUGCUUGGAGAUAUGGGCCAAGGAAUGUGUUUUAGAGCUGGAUCAUUUGAUGGUGCUAUCAGUAUUUCAGCUUUGCAGUGGCUUUGUAAUGCUGACAAAACAUCUCAUAGCCCACCUAAGCGUCUCUUCAAGUUUUUUUCAACUCUGUAUAGCUGUUUGAGCCGAGGAAGUCGAGCUGUUUUCCAGUUCUAUCCAGAGAACAGUGAACAAAUUGAACUUAUCACUCAACAAGCAAUGAAAGCUGGCUUCACUGGUGGUCUUGUUGUGGACUAUCCAAAUAGCACCAAAGCUAAAAAGAUGUUUUUAGUACUGUUUACUGGAGGGCAUCAAAAGUUACCAAAAGCUCUGGGUACAGAAGAACAACAGAACACUGGAACAGACCAUAUUCCUUACAGCGAUAAAAGAGAAAGGAUGAAACAAAUAAGAGGAAAAGCACCUAAAAAAUCAAGGGACUGGAUUCUUGAAAAGAAAGAGAGAAGAAGAAGACAAGGACGGAAUGUAAGACCUGAUACAAAAUACACUGGAAGAAAGAGGAGUGGAAAAUUUUGAAUGACACAUUUUCGUGUUAUUUUGUUGAAAUUAACAUGUAAAUAAAAAAUAAAUUUGUUUGAUGCAUAGCA
Limulus polyphemus (Atlantic horseshoe crab) is the source of this 1074-nucleotide messenger RNA. Its product is annotated as probable 18S rRNA (guanine-N(7))-methyltransferase. The record is from RefSeq and is a predicted model, not a curated record. The transcript has 12 exons. NCBI's taxonomy places the organism in Eukaryota, Metazoa, Arthropoda, Merostomata, Xiphosura, Limulidae. Gene Ontology annotation, molecular function: rRNA (guanine) methyltransferase activity. Gene Ontology annotation, cellular component: nucleolus. Gene Ontology annotation, biological process: rRNA (guanine-N7)-methylation. The coding region runs from base 194 to 1003 and encodes 269 amino acids.